AUGUCUCCCAGGGCCCCACGAGUCCCCCAGGACCCCACGUGUCCUUUAGGACCCCACGUGUCUCAGGACCCCAAUAUUUCCCCAGGGGCCCACGUUUCCCCCAGGACCCCACGUGUCUCCCAGGCCCUACAUGUCUCCCCAGGUCCCCACAGGUCCCCACGACCCUACGUAUCCUUUGGGACCCCACGCGUCCUCCAGGACCCCACGUGUUCCCCAGGACCCCACGUGUCCUCCAGGACCCCACGUGUCCUCAGGACCCCCGUGUUCCCCAGGACCCCACGUGUUUCCCAGGACCCCCACACGUGUCCUCCAGGACCCCACGUGUCCUCUAGGACCCCACGUGUCCCCCAGGACCCCACAGGUCUCCCAGGGCCCCACAUGUCUCCCAGGGCCCCACAGGUCCCCAGGACCCCCACGUGUCCUUUGGACCCCAGUGUUCCCCAGGACCCCGUGUCCUCCAGGACCCCACGUGCCCUCGGGACCCCACGUGUUUGGGACCCCUGUGUCCUCCAGGAUCCCCACGUGUUUACAGGACCCAUGUGUCCUCCAGGACCCCACGUGUCCCCAGGACCCCUGAGUCUCCAGGGCCCUACAUGUCUCCCAGGUCCCCACAGGUCCCCACGACCCUACAUGCAUGUGGGACCCCACGCGUCCUCAGGACCCCCCACGUGUCCUCAGGACCCCACGUGUCCUCAGGACCCCCCCACGUGUCCUCAGGACCCCACGUGUUCCCCAGGGCCUCACAGUCUUCCAGGACCCCCCACGUGUCCUUUGGGACCCGUGAUCUGGGACCCCCACGUGUCCUCAGGACCCCACGUGUUCCCAGGACCCCACAUGUCUCAGGACCCCACGUGUUCCCCAGGACCCCUUCACUCCAGGACCCCACGUGUCUCUAGGGCACACGUGUCCUCAGGACCCCACACGUGUUCCCCCAGGGACCCCCACGUGUCCUCAGGACCCCACGUGUUCCCCAGGACCCCACGUGUCCUCCAGGACCCCACGUGUUCCCCAGGACCCCACGUGUCCUCCAGGACCCCACGUGUUCCCCAGGACCCCACGUGUCCUCCAGGACCCCACGUGUUCCCCGGGACCCCACGUGUCCUCCAGGACCCCACGUGUCCUCCAGGACCCCACGUGUUCCCCAGGACCCCACGUGUUCCCCAGGACCCCACGUGUUCCCCAGGACCCCACGUGUUCCCCAGGACCCCACGUGUUCCCCAGGACCCCACGUGUCCUCCAGGACCCCACGUGUCCCCCAGGGCCACAUAG
This is a messenger RNA of Homarus americanus (American lobster), 1269 nucleotides long. Its product is annotated as 36.4 kDa proline-rich protein-like. The coding region runs from base 1 to 1269 and encodes 422 amino acids. The record is from RefSeq and is a predicted model, not a curated record. The transcript has a single exon. Lineage: Eukaryota; Metazoa; Arthropoda; Malacostraca; Decapoda; Nephropidae.